This is a messenger RNA of Tinamus guttatus (white-throated tinamou), 1577 nucleotides long. RefSeq names its product phosphatidylinositol glycan anchor biosynthesis class V (gene PIGV). Gene Ontology annotation, cellular component: mannosyltransferase complex; endoplasmic reticulum membrane. Lineage: Eukaryota; Metazoa; Chordata; Aves; Tinamiformes; Tinamidae. Gene Ontology annotation, biological process: GPI anchor biosynthetic process. Gene Ontology annotation, molecular function: GPI mannosyltransferase activity; alpha-1,6-mannosyltransferase activity. The record is from RefSeq and is a predicted model, not a curated record.
AUGGAGCUGGUGAAGGGGCAAGAUCCCUACCUGCACGAGCUGCUGCGGUUUGCUGUGUGCUGCAGAGCCCUGACCCUCCUGCUGCAGGCUCUGUUUAACCUCCUGAUCCCAGAUCACGCUGCAGAUGCCUUCUCUCCCCCUCGCCUGGUUGAGCCAGGCUUUUGUGACCUGCUCCUGGAAGGGCUUUUGGGAGGCCUCUCGCGCUGGGACGCAGAGCACUUCUUGUUCAUCGCCGAGCGAGGCUACGUGUACGAGCACAACUUUGCCUUCUUUCCAGUGUUCCCCCUGAGCGUCCGUGCUGCAGCAGAAGUUGUCCUGUGGCCCCUGCAGCGGCUGCUGCGUUUGCGGAGCCGCCUGCUGCUCUCAGCUGCUCUCCUUAAUUCUCUCUUUUCUGUCCUGGCAGCAGCUGCCCUGUACAAGCUGGGCUGUGCCGUGCUGCGGUGUCGCCGCGUGGCCUUCCUUGCGGCCCUUCUGUUUUGUAUUAGCCCUGCCAAUGUGUUUAUGGCAGCUGCUUACUCCGAGAGCAUGUUUGCCUUCCUGGCAUUCAGUGCCAUGUGGCACCUGGAGAAGGGGCAGAGCUGGCACAGUGGGCUGCUCUUCUCCCUUGCGUCGGGCGUGCGGGCCAACGGGCUCGUCAACAUUGGCUUCUUUGCCUAUUCCCGCAGUAAAUGCUUUGCCCUCCAGCUCCAGGUGGGUCCGGGAUUGGUAAGGAAGCUCCCUACAUUGUGGAGGAAACUCCUUAGCUUGGCAUCUUCAGUCAUCUUCACGUGUGCUGGGAUCUUCCUGCCGUUCGUGUUGUUUCAGUAUUACGCUCACAUGACGUUCUGUGUUCCUGGCACUGGCCUGUCGCAGAACAUUCCCAAGCCGCUGCUACAGCUGGCUCUGGACAAGGACUAUCGUCUAGCUGCUGUGGAUAGGCUUAAGCCCCCUUGGUGUUCCCAGCACUUCCCUGUGCUCUAUUCCUACAUUCAGGAGGCUUACUGGAAUGUGGGCUUUCUGAGGUAUUAUGAGCUCAGACAGGUGCCAAAUUUCUUGCUUGCUUUGCCUGUCACAAUUCUGGGCUUAUGGGCUGCCUGGACCUACCUCACUGCAAACCCUCGGCACUGCCUAACUCUUGGUCUAGAGAGGAGAAGGAAUGAAGAAGAACAAGGAGAGGAUAAACCAGGAACUGGAUUUUGCUGCCCCGCUGUCUUGGUGUACGUGGUCCACGCCACAGUCCUGCUGCUGUUCGGAGUCUUCUGCAUGCACGUGCAGGUUCUGACCAGGUUCCUUGGCUCCUCCACGCCGAUCCUGUACUGGUUUUCUGCUCACCUGCUUCAAGAACAUGAACCUUUGCUCUGGAGUGAAGGGACUGAUAAAGAAACCAGAGCAUCCCUCUCUGAGAAGUCUGUUUUAGGUAACUCUCUUGCUGGCUCCUGUGAGAAAGGGAUUUCUGAAAACCCCGUUGUGAGGUUACUGCGCAACUAUAGAUUAAACACCCCUAUGACCAAAUGCAUCCUCGGAUACUUCCUGUCCUACUGGCUACUGGGACUCGUUUUGCACUGUAAUUUCUUGCCUUGGACAUAGUUAGCAAUUGG